Sphaerodactylus townsendi is the source of this 1443-nucleotide messenger RNA. Its product is annotated as WD repeat-containing protein 73-like. Lineage: Eukaryota; Metazoa; Chordata; Lepidosauria; Squamata; Sphaerodactylidae. The transcript has 8 exons. Gene Ontology annotation, biological process: cytoplasmic microtubule organization. The record is from RefSeq and is a predicted model, not a curated record. Gene Ontology annotation, cellular component: cytosol; spindle pole. The coding region runs from base 1 to 1194 and encodes 397 amino acids. Gene Ontology annotation, molecular function: protein binding.
AUGGCCCAACGACCCCAAGCAGGUAGGCUGGGGUCCCAAGAGUGGGGCGUGGGAGGUGUGCUUCAGGACAGCGUCUCCCGCGACCCUGCGAGGUACAAUGACCUCCACACCUUUGAGCUUCAAGAGCCCACCCGGGUCAUCGAGUGGACGGGAGAAAAAACGGUCUGCGUGGCAGGAUACGGCAACCAAGAGCGGCAUGAAGUUCUCCAAUUGCUUUUGCCCCCCAGGCUGUGUGCGAAGGACAACCAGGGACUGUGUCCCGAAAGAGAUUUUAAGAUUGGAUGUGGUGGAUUUUCCGACCGCCCGACCUACAGCCUGAAGCAUGUCCCAGGAACCAGCUCGUUGGUGACCAGCGGGCCGCCGAACGGUUCCCUGCAGGUUUGGCGCCUGGAGCAGGACGACGCGGGUGUUAUUAAGCCCACUGGAACCAUCCAGACUGCAGGAGGAGAUGGACCAACCUGGGCCAAAAUUGCCGUGGCUUCCUCGAAGUCUGCCUGGGUGUUGCACGGGCUCAGGGUCAGCAGCAUCCAGGUGACUGAGAUCGAAUCCGGGAAGGCCAUCUUCAGGACAGCCUCCACCCACAGCGACGAACUGGCCACUCUGGAGUUCCUGGACCAAACCACAGCGCUGGCCUGCAGCACCAAAGGGCAGCUGUUCGUCGCAGACGUCAGGCAGCCGCAGGGCCUCUUGGGAGCGACCGGGGACGCGCCCGUCGCUCCAUCCCUGGGAGGGGAGAGGUGGCGCGCUGCAGUCGGGCACGGCCCAUCAGGGUCCCUCGGGGGCCACCCCCAGAUCGCUCGGCUUUCGACAGGAGGCUGCGUGGUGCUAACGGAUCCCCGGAAUAUGGCGACCCCCCUAAAAAUGGCCGUGGGGUGCAUGCCCACCUCUAAACUCCCAGGGUCGGAGUUCCUGUGCAUCUCCUUUGCUCCCCAGCUGGACGAGUGCCUAUCCGUAUCAGGCUUUGACGGGACUGUCCGUGUCUACGAUACCCACAGCUGGGGCUCUGCCCCCCAGGAAGCCCAGCCGCUCUUCGUCCAUCGAGGGCACGUUUUCAGCAGCGCGGAAGGAGCCGAUCGACAGGCACUGGUGACCACUCACACUUGGCACCCCUACAAGCCACGGACCCUGUUAUCCGCUGCUACUGACGGGUCACUCCAUGUGUGGGACUGGGCCGACCCCCGUGGGGCCAACUAGACCCCCUUUGUUGAUCCCACACGAUGACGGCUGGGAAGCGCUCUUCCGUAGCUUUCUGUUUGAAAAAAAAAAGCCUACCUGGGGCUUUCAAGGAGGGAGAAGAGAUCUGCCGAAGCCCCGUUUUCCUUGCGGGGGGCAGGGAUGAAGAACCAGUGAAUUUGCCGGGCCAGCAGGGGGCGCCACCGGGGCCCUGCCUAGAACCAUCUCCAUAAAAGCAAAGCCUUAUUAAGUAAAAGAUGUAAAACACAA